Molecule: messenger RNA, 1728 nt
Organism: Spea bombifrons (plains spadefoot toad)
Lineage: Eukaryota; Metazoa; Chordata; Amphibia; Anura; Pelobatidae
Product: transmembrane protease serine 9-like
Exons: 8
Coding region: 1-1728 (575 amino acids)
Biological process (GO): acrosome reaction; proteolysis
Molecular function (GO): serine-type endopeptidase activity
Source: RefSeq, a predicted model, not a curated record
AUGAAGUUAUAUGUGAUUUUUAUAAUUAUUUGGGCUUUCCUAGGAACAUCUGAGAGCUCUGACUAUAGAGUCUGUGGAGACAGACCCCUAGCGGAGGAUUUCCGUGGCUCCCGCGUGGUGGGAGGAAAGGAUGCGGAGCCUGGUAACUGGCCCUGGAUAGUCAGCAUCCAGGAGUACAGGGACGAUGAGUAUUCCCACGUAUGCGGAGGUUUCGUCCUUAGUAAUUUAUGGGUUCUGACAGCUGCCCAUUGUUUCCGGGAUGUUGGCGAUGAAUAUUAUGGCUGGAGACUCGUGUUUGGGGCAAACCAACUCUCAGACAUGGGGGCACAUGCUCAGAUCAGAAUCAUAAAAGAGAAGAUCGAACAUGAGACGUACGACCCGCAUACUAAGCGUGAUGACAUCGCCUUGCUCCGGCUCAAUCAAUUUAUCAAAUUUGAUGACUACACUCAGCCUGCCUGCCUUCCUGCCAAACACGCCAUUGUGGACAAACUGGAUGACUGCUACGUCGCUGGCUGGGGUGUCCUCAAAGAAGGAUCCUCAGAAACAUCAGAUGUCCUUCAAGAAGCCCCAGUGAAUUUAAUUCCAGUUGACCGUUGCAACCGCCCAACCUGGUACAACGGAGCAGUGGGUGACUACAACCUGUGCGCUGGAUAUGAGCAGGGAGGCAUCGAUAGUUGCCAGGGUGACAGUGGAGGACCUUUAAUGUGCAAAAAGAGCAAAGCUAAGUUCUAUACUGUGGUCGGCAUAACCAGCUGGGGCUCCGGCUGUGCCCAGGAGAAAAGCCCUGGAGUUUACUCCGCCACCCAGUAUUAUCUCGAGUGGAUUUCUAAACAUCUUUCUAAGAACAAGAACCCUGAAUCCGAGACCAUGAAAAAGAGGGCCGAGAAACAAAUCGCUCCAACUGUAGCUGAAAAAAUCAGCAGAGUCUGUGGAGACAGACCCCUAGCGGAGGAUUUCCGUGGCUCCCGCGUGGUGGGAGGAAAGGAUGCGGAGCCUGGUAACUGGCCCUGGAUUGUCAGCAUCCAGGAGUACAGGGACGAUGAGUAUUCCCACGUAUGCGGAGGUUUCGUCCUUAGUAAUUUAUGGGUUCUGACAGCUGCCCAUUGUUUCCGGGAUGUUGGCGACGAAUAUUAUGGCUGGAGACUCGUGUUUGGGGCCAACCAACUCUCAGACAUGGGGGCACAUGCUCAGAUCAGAAUGAUAAAAGAGAAGAUCGAACAUGAGACGUACGACCCGCAUACUAAGCGCGAUGACAUUGCUUUGCUCCGGCUCAAUCAGCCCAUCAAAUUUGAUGACUACACUCAGCCUGCCUGCCUUCCUGCCAAACACGCCAUUGUGGACAAACUGGAUGACUGCUACGUCGCUGGCUGGGGUGUCCUCAAAGAAGGAUCCUCAGAAACAUCAGAUGUCCUUCAAGAAGCCCCAGUGAAUUUAAUUCCAGUUGACCGUUGCAACCGCCCAACCUGGUACAACGGAGCAGUGGGUGACUACAACCUGUGCGCUGGAUAUGAGCAGGGAGGCAUCGAUAGUUGCCAGGGUGACAGCGGAGGACCUUUAAUGUGCAAAAACAGCAAAGCUAAGUUCUAUACUGUGGUCGGCAUAACCAGCUGGGGCUCCGGCUGUGCCCAGGAGAAAAGCCCUGGAGUUUACUCCGCCACCCAGUAUUAUCUCGAGUGGAUUUCUAAACAUCUUUCUAAGAACAAGAACCCUACAUCCAAGACCAUCUAA